CGGCCUGUUGGCCUCCGGUAGGAUCAAGCGCUUCCGGUAGUUUGCUCUCAAAAGGACAGCAAGAAACCGUGUCUUUAAUGGCUUCAUUGGUGGCUUAUGAUGAUUCGGACUCAGAGGUUGAGACUGAUCCUGCAGGAAGUUUUAAUGAUACUGGCCAAAUGAAAGACACUUCUGAUGUGACCAAACCUGUGCAGGACUUUUCAUCUGGUGUACGGGAUAUGACAAAAGAAGAGGCACAACCCCUACAGCCUAGCUCUUGUAAAGACCCAGGAGGCAAUCGUCUCCCACUGGCUCGGCUUGGGAGAAGUGAUCGGGGAUCUUGCCCCAGCCAGAGGCUGCAGUGGCCCAGGAAGGAGCCUGAAGUCACCUCCACCAGUGGGCCUUCUUGUCCUUCUCUGUGGACCAGCCAUGCUCCAAGCAGCCACAUGCCCCUGGCAGCUGCCCACUUUAAGCGAAGAAAAUUCCCCUGUGGCUCUUCCAGAUCAUCUUACUAUGCUCAAGGUGAAUCUGAAACCACAGGUAAAAACGUUAACUCUUUUCAGAAGAAAAGGUGUGAAGACUGUAUCAUACCAUAUAUCCCGAAAAGACUAAGACAGCUGCAAGAAGCAAGCACAGAACCAGGCAAGAGUAAAGAUGUGGAGCCACAGGAUCCCUCUGCAGGGCAUGCCCCAGCCCCUCUCUGUGUGGCCCCUGAAGUAUCUGAGUUUAUUCAGCCAUAUUUGGGCAGUCAGUAUAAAGAAACCAAGGUUCCCAGGAAAGUGCUUUUCCACCUGAGAGGCCACAGGGGCCCUGUAAACAGCAUUCAGUGGUGUCCAGUUCUUUCUAAGAGCCACAUGCUUCUUUCAACUUCUAUGGAUAAAACCUUCAAGAUCUGGAAUGCUGUGGAUUCGGGGUGCUGCUUGCAGACCUACUUCUUGCACAGUGAGGCAGUGCGGGCUGCCCGGUGGUCUCCUUGUGGCCGGCGCAUCCUCAGUGGUGGCUUCGACUUUGCGCUGCACCUAACAGACCUUGAGACAGGAACACAGCUAUUUAGUGGUAAAAGUGAUUUUAGGAUCACUACCUUGAAGUUUCAUCCAAGAGACCACAGCAUUUUUUUAUGUGGAGGCUUCAGCUCUGAAAUGAAAGCCUGGGACAUAAGGACCGGCAAGGUGGUAAGAGGCUACAAGGCAACCAUUCAGCAGACCUUGGACAUCCUGUUCCUUGGAGAAGGCUGUGAGUUCCUGAGCAGCACAGAUGCUUCCACCCGGGACUCUGCCGACCGCACCAUUAUUGCCUGGGAUUUCCGGACCUCUGCCAAGAUCUCUAACCAGAUUUUCCAUGAGAGAUACACCUGCCCCAGCCUUGCCUUGCACCCGAGGGAGCCUGUGUUCUUGGCGCAGACCAAUGGCAACUACCUGGCCCUCUUCUCUGCAGUGUGGCCCUAUCGGAUGAGCAGAAGGAGGCGCUACGAAGGACACAAGGUGGAAGGCUACUCGGUAGGCUGCGAGUGCUCCCCAGGUGGAGACCUGCUGGUGACGGGCAGCGCUGACGGCCGGGUCCUGAUGUACAGCUUCCGCACAGCCAGCCGGGCAUGCACGCUCCAGGGGCAUGCACAGGCCUGUGUUGGUACCACCUUCCACCCUGUGCUGCCCUCUGUCCUUGCCACCUGCUCCUGGGGAGGGGAGGUGAAGAUCUGGCAUUGAGCUGCCUUCUCUACUUAGCUGAGCCUUCUGGACACUGGCCCAAGGAGCCCCUGCUUUCCUGGGGGUGGAGCACAAGUGAGCACUACUAACCAUAGCUUUGGGUUAGACCUGGACAGAGGCUGCUUCCACUGCCCUCUGAGCCUCAGUUUCCUUUUCUGUAAAAUGAGGAUGAAAAUUUGUUUGAUGCAGGGUUGUAAGGACUAUAGUAGUGAAACCACCUGGCAGUUAGCCCGUUUUGUCUAAUA
Messenger RNA from Otolemur garnettii (small-eared galago), 1927 nucleotides. It is a transcript of the gene WDR25, whose product is annotated as WD repeat domain 25. The record is from RefSeq and is a predicted model, not a curated record. Bases 78 to 1682 code for a protein of 534 amino acids. Gene Ontology annotation, molecular function: protein binding. The transcript has 7 exons. NCBI's taxonomy places the organism in Eukaryota, Metazoa, Chordata, Mammalia, Primates, Galagidae.